Corylus avellana is the source of this 1294-nucleotide messenger RNA. Its product is annotated as Chaperone DnaJ-domain superfamily protein. NCBI's taxonomy places the organism in Eukaryota, Viridiplantae, Streptophyta, Magnoliopsida, Fagales, Betulaceae. The record is from RefSeq and is a predicted model, not a curated record.
AUGUGGUUUUAUUAAGACGGAAUUAUGGCGUUAAUUAUUUUUCGCCUUAACAAACAAAAAUAAUUUACUACACGGUACAGGGUAGUAAAUUAAGGCCCAUGGUCGCCCUCGCCUCCCCUCCACAGCUCCACUUCUCUUCUCUCUGUGUCUCUCUGGUCAUUGAUUUGUGAAAAUGAAUAGCGCCAUGAAAGCAGCGCUGAUAAGCUCGAAAGCCAGCUGCUUUCAUUUGAGGGCAGCCCUUUUUCAUUCUACUCCUGUUCUUGAACGAAAAAGACGCAAUUACUGGGAAUCUAGAUCCAACAUUAAUUCCAAAAGGUUUAGACAGUAUACAAAAAAACAAACAUUAUUGCGGAACGUCGGUGCUUAUGCAGACUUCCUGUUUCAGAGCUGGGAGGACGAGGAUGAUAAGGAUGAGCCAUCUUCAAGUAGAGGCCCCUCGUGGAUUAAAAGGCAGUUCUCUGCUAAGGGUUCCAAAAGGGACUCGACUGGCAAUCAGGGACCCAGACGUUGGGGCAGAAGAGGUUUCCAGUUUUGUGAAGAGGAUGAUGUUGACGUUGAGACCAUUUUCAGAAGAGCAUUUGGUGGGAACCAAUUCUUCUAUUGGUCCUUCAUUAAUGAAGAGGAUCCUCAAUGGAGGGGCUCAUCAAACUACAAUCACUAUGGGAGGUCCUGGAAUUGGAGACAUCGGAAUGAAGAAACGUAUGAUUCUUCAUCUGAGUCUGAGAGUUCAGAAUCAGAUAUGGUAUCAAACAGGCUGGCCCUCGGAUUGAAUACUUCUGGUCCUCUAAAACUUGAAGAUGUUAAACAUGCAUAUCGAGCGUGUGCACUAAAAUGGCAUCCGGAUCGUCAUCAGGGCUCUUCCAAGGCUGUUGCGGAGGAAAAGUUCAAGCUUUGCAGCGCUGCAUAUCAAUCGAUAUGUGAUAAGCUGGCCUUGAAUUAAGGAUGCUUCAAGGCCUGUGUUCUUGGUAAACAGUCAACCCAAGGAUGCUAAUCUAGACCCAUCUUAGUAUUGCUGAUCACUUUUUUUUUUUUUUUUCAUUAAUCCAAUUCUGUAGUCAGGAUUAUUAUUAUUAUUAUUAUUAUUUUCAAUUCAAGAAGACAUUGUUGGAAUAGCCACUAUGGCUUCUUCCCAGUGGCAUGUGAUUCUGGGUUGCCAGAUGUAUUAAUUCAUGUUCUUAUAUCUUUACAAGGAUGUAAUCUAUCCCCUUUUUGUGCUGUAACUUGUAUAUUUGCUUUAAGCUUGAAGGCAUAAAUCAUUUAGGAGAAUAAAAUUGAUAAUUUACAGUUAUAUUCA